Messenger RNA from Sphaerodactylus townsendi, 5730 nucleotides. It is a transcript of the gene POLA1, whose product is annotated as DNA polymerase alpha 1, catalytic subunit. The coding region runs from base 153 to 4649 and encodes 1498 amino acids. Gene Ontology annotation, cellular component: alpha DNA polymerase:primase complex. Gene Ontology annotation, biological process: mitotic DNA replication initiation; DNA replication; leading strand elongation. NCBI's taxonomy places the organism in Eukaryota, Metazoa, Chordata, Lepidosauria, Squamata, Sphaerodactylidae. The transcript has 37 exons. Gene Ontology annotation, molecular function: purine nucleotide binding; DNA-directed DNA polymerase activity; chromatin binding. The record is from RefSeq and is a predicted model, not a curated record.
GAAGGACGGAACCGCCGCUGCGCCUUCUGAUUGGCUGUUCGUUUAGCCAGGGCGCUUAGGUCGCGUUUCUCGCGCCAGUUUCAGGCGCUUUGGCGGGAACGCCGCGAGAAGGUGAAGUCGACUACCGGGUGAAAGAAGGUAGUGGCCGCAGCAUGGAUAAGAGUGACCCCCCGCGCGAUGGGACCGGUGAUAGAUGCCUUGGAGAAACAGCUGAUUCUCAAAAUUUGGCAGCCUCCCGUUCUCGACGUGAGAAAAAAUGUAAAACAGGCAGACUGGAAGCAUUGGAACGUUUAAAAAAGGCAAAGACUGGUGAAAAGAUAAAAUAUGAGAUUGAAGAAUUUGCAAGUGUUUAUGAAGAAGUUGAUGAAGAACAAUACUCAAAGAUGGUCAAGGAACGGCAAGAUGAUGACUGGAUUGUGGAUGAUGAUGGUAUUGGUUAUGUAGAAGAUGGAAGGGAGAUUUUUGAUGAAGAUUUAGAAGAUGAUGCUCUUGAUUCCAGCAAGAAAAGAAGAGGAGAGAGAACUUCCGUGAAUGAUAAAAAAAAUGUGAAGAAGGCCAUAGUAUCAAAACCAAACACGAUUAAAUCUAUGUUUAUGGCUAGCUGUGGGAAGAAAAAUACUGAUAAAGCUGUUGAUCUGUCUAAGGAUGAUUUGCUAGGAGAUAUCUUGCAAGAUCUCAAUGCAGAGUCAGUUCACAUAGCACCACCACCAGUUAUAAUGCAAAAAAAGAAGAUACUUUCUGGAACAUCACUAAAUCCUUUCUCUGUGCAGUCUCAAAUCUGUAAGAGAACUUCUGCAUCAAAAAUGGUUACUCCUGUCAAAAAGGAAAUUUCUUCAUUGAAUUCAUCUCAAUCCAACUAUUCAGUCUAUGCAUCAAGACCACAGACAGUCAAAGAAGCAGCUGGUGAUCCUGAAAACAGAACUCAAAUUGUGGAAAAUGGAGAACUGGUAAAAAUUAAGCAAGAGGAAGGUGUUAAAGAAAAUGAGCAGGCUGUUAUGGAGUUUGAAGAUGAAGACUUCAGUGAAUCUAUGGAGGACACAGGAAUUGUAGCAGAAAAAGUCAUAUCCCUGGAGGAAGGGCUAGAGUUGGAGGAAGGGCUAAAGUUGGAAGACCAAGAAACAAGAAGCUCUUCUCUCUGUAAUAUUUCCUGUUGGGACAAAGUAACUGAAAAUGAUGAUGAGCAAUUAGUUUCAGAGGUUCAAGUAGAUUCUAGUGAGCUUCCAGUUGUAACUGGAGAAGAUGGGCAUCAGGUCUUCCGGUUCUAUUGGCUAGAUGCUUAUGAAGAUCAGUUUAAUCAGCCAGGGGUAGUGUUUCUCUUUGGUAAAGUGUGGAUUGAAUCUGCAAAGUCCCAUGUUAGCUGCUGCGUGUCAGUAAAAAAUAUCGAGAGAACUAUUUAUCUCCUCCCACGUGAGUUGCGGAUCGAUUUAUCUUCUGGUAAAGAGACAAAAAAACCCGUGACCAUGAUGGAUGUCUAUCAAGAAUUUAAUGACAAAAUUGCAGAAAAAUACAAGAUCAUGAAGUUCAAGUCCAGGAAAGUGGAAAAGAAUUAUGCUUUUGAAAUACCAGAUGUUCCUGCAAAAUCUGAUUACCUAGAAGUUAGAUACUCGGCUGACUACCCACGGCUUCCCCAAGACCUGAAAGGAGAGAUGUUUUCACAUGUGUUUGGAACUAACACGUCUAGUCUAGAACUGUUUUUGAUGAACAGGAAGAUCAAAGGACCAAGUUGGCUAGAGAUAAAAAAUCCACAGCUCUUAAAUCAGACUGUCAGUUGGUGCAAGGUGGAAGUAGCAGUGCUGAAGCCUGAUUUGGUGGAUGUGGUUAAAGAUCUUUCACCCCCUCCGCUUGUGAUUAUGUCUCUUAGCAUGAAGACAGUUCAGAACACAAAGACUCAUCAGAAUGAGAUUAUGGCUAUUACAGCUUUAGUGCAUCACAAAUUUAGUAUGGACAAAGCACCGCCUGAACCUCCAUUUCAGACCUAUUUCUGUGUUAUUUCCAAACCAAAUGAUUGCAUUUUCCCAUAUGACUUCAAAGAAGCUGCUAAGACUAAGAAGGCUAAAAUAGAGAUUGCUGGAACAGAGAGGAUGCUUCUUGGAUUUUUUCUUGCAAAGGUUCAUAAAAUUGACCCUGAUGUUAUUGUGGGACAUAAUAUUUAUGGCUUUGAUAUGGAAAUCCUUCUUCAGAGAAUUAAUAUGUGCAAAGUUCCACACUGGUCCAAGAUAGGUCGACUGAGGAGAUCAGUCAUGCCAAAACUUGGGGGUCGUAGUGGGUUUGCUGAAAGAAAUGCAGCUUGUGGUCGAAUGAUUUGUGAUGUAGAAAUUUCGGCAAAGGAGUUGAUUCGUUGCAAGAGUUACCAUUUGUCUGAACUGGUCAGUCAGGUUCUGAAAACUGAAAGAGUGACAAUUCCAUCUGAAGAAAUAAGAAAUAUGUACAGUGAUUCUCAUCGCUUGCUUUAUAUGCUGGAAAACACCUGGACUGAUGCCAAGUACAUUUUACAAAUCAUGUGCGAGCUUAAUGUUCUUCCACUAGCCCUACAGAUCACAAAUAUUGCUGGGAAUGUUAUGUCAAGGACACUGAUGGGUGGUCGAGCUGAGCGUAAUGAGUUCUUGCUCCUUCAUGCUUUUUAUGAAAAAGAUUUCAUUGUGCCUGAUAAGCAGCUUUUUAAAAAGCCUCAACAGAAACAGUUGGAUGAAGAUGAAGAUUUUGAAGGUGAUCAGAAUAAAGCAAAGAUUGGGCGAAAGAAGGCAGCAUAUUCUGGAGGUCUAGUUUUGGAACCAAAAAUCGGCUUUUAUGACAAGUUCAUUCUGCUCCUUGACUUCAAUAGCUUGUACCCUUCAAUUAUCCAAGAGUUUAACAUAUGUUUCACGACAGUUCAAAGGGUAUCUUCUGAUAUGCAAAAAAAGGCAGAUGAUGGAGAACAAGAAGAAAUUCCAGAAUUACCAGAUUCAUCCCUAGAAAUGGGAAUUUUACCUAAAGAAAUCAAGAAGCUAGUUGAGCGAAGGCGCCAAGUGAAGCAGUUGAUGAAACAAUCAGACUUAAAUUCUGACCUCUACUUGCAGUAUGACAUCAGGCAGAAGGCUUUGAAGCUAACCGCAAAUAGCAUGUAUGGUUGCCUUGGAUUUUCCUACAGUAGAUUCUAUGCAAAGCCUCUAGCUGCUUUGGUGACAUUCAAAGGCAGAGAGAUUCUGAUGCAUACCAAGGAGCUGGUACAGAAGAUGAAUCUGGAAGUAAUUUAUGGUGAUACUGACUCCAUUAUGAUAAACACAAACAUUACCAACUUGGAAGAGGUGUUUAAAUGGGGGACUAAGAUUAAAAGUGAAGUGAACAAACUGUACAGAUUGUUGGAAAUAGAUAUUGAUGGAGUCUUUAAGUCCCUUUUGCUGUUGAAAAAGAAGAAAUAUGCCGCUUUGGUUGUAGUGCCAACAGGAAAUGGAAACUACAUUACCAAGCAAGAACUUAAAGGACUAGACAUAGUGCGAAGAGACUGGUGUGACCUUGCAAAAGAGACUGGAACAUACAUUAUUGGCCAGAUUCUUUCUGAUCAGUCCCGAGACGUAAUUAUAGAAAACAUCCAAAGGAAAUUAAUCCAAAUUGGAGAAAAUGUUGUAAAUGGCAGUGUGCCAAUGAAACAAUUUGAAAUCAACAAGGCAUUAACAAAGGAUCCCCAGGAUUACCCUGACAAAAAAAGCCUGCCACAUGUGCAUGUUGCCCUAUGGAUAAACUCUCAAGAGGGCAGAAAACUAAAAGCUGGGGAUACUGUGUCUUAUGUUAUCUGUCAGGAUGGAUCAAAUCUGAGUGCCAGCCAGAGAGCGUAUGCUCCAGAACAGUUGAACAAACAAGAAAAUCUUAUUAUUGAUACUCAGUAUUAUUUGUCACAACAAAUUCACCCAGUAGUGGCUCGCAUCUGUGAACCCAUAAAUGGAAUUGACUCUGUCCUUAUUGCAUCUUGGUUAGGGCUGGAUCCCUCACAGUUCAAAGUCUAUCACCAUUAUCAUAAAGAUGAGGGGAAUGAUGCUUUGCUUGGCAGCCCAGUUCAGCUCACUGAUGAGGAGAAAUAUAAAGACUGUGAAAGGUUCAUGUUUGCCUGUCCAAAAUGUGGGACUGAGAACAUUUAUGACAAUGUCUUUGAUGGUUCGGGUCCAUUGAUUGAAGCCAGUUUGCUACAGUGUAGCAAAACAGAAUGUGAUGAAUCUCCUCUAAAACAUAUAACACAAAUUAACAACAAACUGAUCCUGGAUAUACGACAUUACAUAAGAAAGAACUACAAUGGUUGGUUGAUGUGUGAAGAGCAAACAUGCCAAAAUCGUAUGCGUCGACUUCCACUUCGCUUUUCCCGGAAUGGUCCUAUCUGUCCUGCCUGUAAGAAGGCUGUUCUUAGGCAAGAGUAUUCUGACAAGGCCCUAUACACCCAGCUGUGCUUUUACCGGUACAUUUUUGAUGUGGACUGUGCAAUGGAAAAACUUACUGAUCAAGAGAAAGAUCAUGUGAAGAACAGGAAGCAGUCAAAUAUCAAGGACAUAGAGAUGGAGUACAAAAAACUGAAGAAUACUGUAGACAAAUGGCUAUCUAUGAGCAGCUACUCCGAAGUGAACCUCAACAGACUCUUUCAGACAUUCAGUGCAGUAAAAAUUGUGGAAGAUCCCAGUAGAUAAAUUCUGAGUGUAGGUAGAAUGGGGGGAAAGUGAUUUUAUGGACUCCUUUCUGAGAAAUCAUUUCUUCUUUUUCUUUUUUAAUUUUCCAUUUACCUUUUCACACAGUGAUGUACAUUGUUUAAAAAGAACAUAUGUUCUUUUAUUUAAAUAGGAGUUUAAUUAUGAAAACAAUAAAAUGUUAUAAGUCAACAUACAUCAGGGUCCUGUACAGCAGAUAUGUGUGUGUAUACAUGCACACACAUACAGUAUAUCCAGACUUUAGUAUAUUCAAACCUAAGAGUGAAUAAAGGAGGUGGAGAAAUAACUCCUUUAAUUGAAUAAUUCCCAGUGAGAGUUGCUAGAAUGUAAGUGAUCCUAGACUUUGCUCCAGGGUAUUUAGUAGAGGUGCUCUCAGGAAAAGAGGUGAGUGGAGGUCUCAGUAGGAGCACUAAUGUUUUCUCUUUUCACAGUUUAUCUGCUGUGUGAUCACAAACACAGCAGUUAAAGACAAUGCUAAACCUAAAUGCUUUCUAAUGCCUGCAUUUAUUCUAGUGUGGUUUCUGUUUCUAAAAUUGUUACUAAGUUGUGUUUUCAUCAACUUUUGUUCAUUUACACUGUAUUGUGUUAAAGAUAUUGAGUGACUAUGUAGAAAUUAAUCCAAAGGAUCAAUUGACUUCCUUAUGGGGCAAACAGGCAAGCAAGUAUGCAGAAAAUUCUCCAUACUAUACAUAAAUAUCUAAACAUAUUUUGGUUCCCUGGAAUGCAACAAAUUAAGCAGUGACAUCUGUUGGGAUGAAAGAAAACAAAUGAGAGACAGUUCACCCAAGAAAUAAAAGUAAUGGACAAUACUUCGAUAAGUAAAGCUAUAAAUAAAUUUUCAGAACAUUUGUCUGAUCUGUUUAUUGCCAAUAAAAACUGAAUGAAAAUGACAAAAGUCAAACUAUUAUAUGGUUAACUUUUGGCACACUGAAAGGAAAAAUUGAAUAUAGCUAUUUUUAAAAUUUUGUUAAUUGUCAUUUACUACUAAAUAUGAAUGCAUUUUAAAUGUCAUGUAAGUUUUUACACUGUUAAUAGAAACAAUAAAAUUUUUCAAUGCAAGAUA